CUGUAAAGCCUCAAAGCAUGGUUGAAACAAUAAUUUUGAUAUCAUGGAUGGUCAGUCCUUGCAUCCAUAGCUCUGUCUAUGAAUUAACGAGUGGUUACAUUUCUCCAGCCUCGUCCCUUAGCUUUUUACCGAAACAGUGGUGGGGAAAGAGAUUUGUUAUUAUUUCAACUGCAGAUUGCGCCUUUAAGAGGGCUGCAGGGCAGAUCGAAGGUUGUCUAGUUGUUUCUAUAAGACUGCUGAUUUGGUGCUUUCUAUCUGCAUUUCAGACACUUGCUGUUGUGACAAAAUUAACACCUGAAACAUCCACAGGAUUUACAGAAACAUCAUGCAGGCUCCAGUGCUCCCAUGCAGGUCUGUUCCAGUGCAGUUUGACAGGGCUGGUGUUUCUGAUGAAGGGGGAGGGGGAAGUGCUGUACAGAACUGUCCAAUGGGAUGAGAAUCUCCUGCACUCCACAGGCCAGACUCCUGCAGGACCGCUGUUCAGUAUUGAGUGUCAUCAGGGGUCUAUCUGUCAGCUACAGCUCCCACACUGUGAGAUUCUCUCUGGAGAGGGUCUUGAUAUCCUGUCUGUGGCCCAUGUUACUGGUGACAGUGUGGAGGUUUUACCACCACUGAGGGUGACUGACACACACGUAGUGGUGAACAUCACAGACCUCUCCUUAUGGGGCCUGGUCAGAAUGUUUAGAUCCUUCCUCUCGAUCAAGGGACAGGUGCUGCCUUUCCUCCAAUCAUUCGGCCAUCCUCAGUCAGUUCUGAAUGUAAUCGUCCUGCCAUCGAAUGUGCCCCUUAAUGAGGUGAAGCAACAACAAACAGGGAACACUUACAUACCGGUCUGUUCGGACUGCACUCUAAGUCGAGGGGGAAAAUACAGUCUCUCCUGUGAUCUGAAGAAGAUACAGGACAUCUACCCUAAAGCUAAGCGUAUUCAGAUUUACUGGGACUAUGGUCCAAACUACCACCCCACCUUUCAGGUGUUCCUGAACUCAGACACGGAACAUGUAGAGCUGAGACUUCUGGAAAGAGGGACUGAUGGAGAUGAGGUGUGGGCAGGACGUGUCCUUCUGCCAGGUGCUGUGUUAGUGGGAAGGGAUCAGGCUGAGAACAGUCACAGUGAUUCUGCAGAGAAGCAACUGCAUUCUGUACGAAAGGACUUUGUGGAUCGUGUGUCAAAGUCGGUUGUUGACGAUCUGCUGGAUGGACUUCUGCAACAAAAAGUGAUUAAUAACCAUGAAAUGGAGACAGUAAAAGUGAUUCCUGAGAGGGCAGAGAAGGCCCGGGAAGUCAUUGACAUGGUGCUGAGGAAAGGAGACGUUUCAUGUUUAAUAAUGAAAACCAUUCUGGUUGAACUGGACCCCUUCUUAUGCAAAACGCUUGGCUUCAGCUAAAACAUUGUUCGAGUAUGAUGCAUUGAUGAGCAUGUUCAUUGACGUCUACAUUCAAUAAUACAAUUGGUCUGUAGUUUGCAUAUUGAGCUAAAUCUAUUUGGAUUAUUUUUGAAUUAGCGUGUUAGGCUGAUCACUUCUCUAUCAUUCAACAUAACCUCAAUAUAUGAUGUAUUGAACUCUCUUCAAUAAGCCAAACAUGUUGGAUUUCAGGUUAGAGUGUGAAUAGUGUAUAUAGUGUCAAGUUGAAUCAUUAUAAAAUCACAGAUGAAUUGCACUUUUUCUAUUUUUGUAUUGUCUGUAUUUGUUAUGUCCUUUCUGUGCUUGAUGACAUACAGUAUUUUAAUAUAGAGCCACAAACCAUCUUAUUUUAUUGUACUGGGCAGUCAACUUCUCAUUCCACUAUAACAUGUAACGUAAACUAGUGCCAAUACCGUGCAGUCACACAUUCUAUGACAUGAUAAUCACCUCCAUGAUAAGGAUUUGAUAUGAUUGAUCUUUUAAUAACAAUAGCUAUCAUUUUGACUGUACAUAGAUAGCAAUUAAGUAAAAUACUGAUGAC
Salvelinus namaycush (lake trout) is the source of this 1944-nucleotide messenger RNA. Its product is annotated as caspase recruitment domain-containing protein 8-like. Gene Ontology annotation, biological process: regulation of apoptotic process. Bases 18 to 1385 code for a protein of 455 amino acids. The transcript has 6 exons. Lineage: Eukaryota; Metazoa; Chordata; Actinopteri; Salmoniformes; Salmonidae. The record is from RefSeq and is a predicted model, not a curated record.